AUGAACACGGCCGGUCGUCAGGAGUCGAGCAACCUCGCGAGCAGUGCGAGGAAUGAGGCGCGGGAGGACAUGGCCGUGUCGGCUGUUCCGUCCAACACCGUCAUCUGCUCGUUGGAGCAGGACUUUUUCACAAACAGUGCAGCUUUUUCACAAACAAUGCAGCUCAUGUCAAGAGCAGAAGGGUGCGGCGAACUGAAUGACAUCAUCAUCAGCGAAGAGGAAUGCAAGAUCAAGUUCAUCUACGAGAAGCAAGAAGAUGCCGUGAAAGCGCGAUUGAAGCUGCACGGCUUUGUAUUCCAUGGCCACGAGAUUGACACGGAUUUCGGCCAGGCCUUUGAUGUGAACCCGCCCCAAAUGUCGUACCUCAAGGUACCGGAGCCGACGAAGCAGUUUCUCAUCUCUCCACCUGCGUCUCCACCCAUUGGCUGGGAACCAGGCACGGAGUCACCCCCAGGUACGCCACAUGAGUGUGCGUGUAUGUGUGUGUGUAGUUGA
Salpingoeca rosetta is the source of this 495-nucleotide messenger RNA. RefSeq lists its product as uncharacterized. The transcript has 4 exons. Gene Ontology annotation, biological process: calcium-mediated signaling. Gene Ontology annotation, cellular component: cytoplasm; nucleus. Gene Ontology annotation, molecular function: nucleic acid binding; calcium-dependent protein serine/threonine phosphatase regulator activity. Lineage: Eukaryota; Choanoflagellata; Craspedida; Salpingoecidae. The record is from RefSeq and is a predicted model, not a curated record. Bases 1 to 495 code for a protein of 164 amino acids.